Siniperca chuatsi (mandarin fish) is the source of this 4024-nucleotide messenger RNA. RefSeq names its product metalloreductase STEAP3-like. The transcript is spliced from 6 exons. The record is from RefSeq and is a predicted model, not a curated record. Gene Ontology annotation, cellular component: endosome; plasma membrane. NCBI's taxonomy places the organism in Eukaryota, Metazoa, Chordata, Actinopteri, Centrarchiformes, Sinipercidae. Gene Ontology annotation, molecular function: ferric-chelate reductase (NADPH) activity; cupric reductase (NADH) activity. Gene Ontology annotation, biological process: copper ion import. The coding region runs from base 305 to 1822 and encodes 505 amino acids.
CGUGUCACUCUCAAACUAUGAAUGGACGUCUCUGGAAAAAGAAACUCUGAAGUGCAUUGUGAAGCCCGUCAUACUCGGACUUUCAACAAACAAUGGAAAUUUAGCAACAUUAUUUAAAUUAAACAAAGGUCAGGGUUAGCUUGUUUUCCAUUAUUGCUAAUGAUGUCAGCUGCCGCCUUGUUGUAUCACUAACGUUAACAAGCAGCGAUGGCGGGAGGAAGUAAGGACUUUUGUCAACCAACAAACUAUGACCUUCACAGCAACAAGUGCAGUGGGACAGUACAGGACAGGUCACGUUGUCUAAAUGAAUGAAAGGAGACUGAACGUCGACUUCAAAAACAUUUGUCAGUGCAUUAUGCCUGAUGAGAUGUCGAGGCCUUUAAUCCGAGGCAGAGGUGAAGGAGGAGGCUCCAGACAUCUUGAAGCCUCCAUGUCUGAAUCUGACGCUCCAGUUAUUGGCAUUCUGGGUACGGGCGACUUCUCCCGCUCACUGACAAGAAGGCUGGUGGCCUCCGGCUACCAAGUGGUGGUGGGGAGUCGAACUCCCAAACGCUCUGUGGCUCUGUUCCCUGAAGAGGCCGAGGUGACAUCCCAGAUGGAGGCAGCCAGCCAGGCAGACCUGGUGUUUGUCGCUGUGUACCCUGAGCACCACUCCACACUGGUGGAGCUGAAGCCGACACUAGCUGGAAAGACACUGGUGGAUGUUAGCAAUGGCUUGAGAAUCAACCGAGAUGGGCCAUCGAAUGCCGAACUGCUGGCUGACCUGUUUCCAGAGAGUUCUAUAGUCAAAGGGUUUAACACCAUAUCAGCCUGGACGCUUCAGAUGGGACCUCGGGAUGGAAGCAGGCAGGUUUUGCUGUGCAGUGACAGCAGCAAGGCCAAGAGAUCGGUGAUGCAGCUCUGUCGUAGAAUGGGCUUCGUCCCCGUCGAUAUGGGCCCCCUCUCCUCUUCUCUGGAGAUCGAAAACCUCCCCCUCUACCUAUUUCCCUCCUGGCGCAUCCCAGUACUCUGCACCCUGUCACUGUUCAUCUUCUUCUACCUGUACAACUUCAUCCGUGACGUCCUGCAGCCCUACAUCACAGCAGGGAAGAGUGUUUUCUACAAAAUGCCCAUUGAGACUGUUAAUGUCACUCUUCCCUCGGUGGCCUUGGUGAUGUUAGCACUGGUCUACCUGCCUGGUUUGUGCGCUGCUUUCCUCCAGCUGUGGUGGGGCACCAAGUACAACCGCUUCCCUAAAUGGCUGGACCGAUGGCUAACCACUAGGAAGCAGUUUGGGCUGUGUAGCUUCCUGUGUGCAGUUCUACAUGCCAUCUACAGUCUGUGCCUUCCCAUGAGGAAGUCUGCCCGCUACAAACUGCUCAACAUUGCUUUUAAACAGGUGAAGGAGGACUCCUGGGACAACGGGGAGGUGUGGAGGAUGGAGCUGUACCUCUCGGUGGGCAUCAUGGCCCUCGGGCUGCUCUCCCUGCUGGCUGUCACCUCGCUGCCCUCAGUGGCCAACACUGUCAACUGGAGGGAGUUCAGCUUCAUACAGUCCACACUAGGUUAUUGUGCCUUGUCCAUGGCCACCCUCCACACGGUCCUCUUUGGCUGGGACCGUGCCUUUGAUCCGGCCCAGUACCGCUUCUACCUGCCUCCCACCUUCAUACUGGUCCUGAUUCUUCCGCUCGUGGUUCUGCUGGGCCGCCUGGCUCUCUUCGUGCCCUGCGUGGCCCGGCGGCUCGUACAGAUCCGGCGCGGCUGGGAGAAGAGCCGACACAUCCGCUUCACCCUGCCGGACGAUGACUGCCGCAACGGGGUGGAGGAUGUCAGUGAUGUGUGACUGUUAGAUGUGCAUAUGAAGAUCCAGACAAAAAGGUAUAAAGGUAGAGCUCUUUAUGCGUGCACUCAUGAAUAUAAACACCACUCAACCACAUUCACUCAGAAGAUAAAUGAUUUAUACACCCUGGUAGUUCCUUAGAGAGAUUUGACCAGUAGAGCCGUGGACGUCAACUUUAUUGCACUAUGCAUUGUCAAUAAUGAGUAUUUAGUUGCUCCUUAUGCUUUUUAUUUUAAUUUAUUGUUGAGUCGUUACUCUAUUUGAAGCUUAAACCCAGAACAAUAUUAGCUUCUGGUUUAAUUUAUGCAAAAGAGUCCCUGUUACACUUCUAAAGAACCUGCUGAAGAUUUCGUAACUGAAGCAGUAUAACUGAAUUUUGCAUAAGUUCAUAAUUGAGUCUUUGAAAUAAGAUUUUUUCACUGAUCAUCAGAAGUAGACUUAGCCUUCCUCUUGCCUUACGCAUUCCUGCCAGUAAAAGGUUUCGGUGUUUUGUUUUUUUUCCUGCUCACACUUCAAGACUGCUGCACAGAUUUUCGUCAGCCAGCCUUCGAAAUAGGCCAUCAUCCUGUUCUGUCCACAUGCUAGAAUUAAGCUGACAUGGUUUCAUGUUAUUAAUAUUUGUUAUGAGGUUUUUCAUUGAUGUGACAUCAGUGUUUCAUUUUGUUUUGACAUUUUAUUUUGCAAAUACUUUAAAAUUUCAAUGUGCUGCCAUAUUCAUUCAAACUUUUAGGGACUGUAUGAACAUUAUUGGGGCGUGGAGGGUGUGAACCUUAUGUUUCACUAUUUAAAAAGCAAGACCCUCAUUAGCAGCAAUAUUCAUAUUUUCUUUUAUAUAUUAAUAUUUAUUGACUUGGAAAAAACUGCCUCCCCCUAAUGUUUCAAAAUGAUAUACCAUUAUUGAGUUGGUUCAAGUCCUGGAACCAUUAAUUACUAAAAGAGGCAAAGCUUAAAUAACUUUAAAUGAUAUACCACAAUUUAAACAUUUGAAUGGCUUCCACCAUUAUGCAAAUUAGAAGUGAAAUGAGCAAUUACCAAAUUUAUGACAAAUGUGUCCCUUAUAUUCUAGCCAGUUUCAUGUUUGAACCAAGAGCUGCUAAAUGCUAAGCUACCGGUAAGCUCCCGUUUUACGCAUAAGGGAAUUUGGUUUUACGUUUUAAGUGAUAUAUGCAAAGAAGGCUUUAAGUGUCUUGUGGUUACAGUUUGUUAACUUGGAAGAACAGAUGAGUAAGUGCGUGAGUUCAUUGACAGAAAACACUCGUCCAGAACUGAUCAUAUUAGCAAUGUUUCAAAAAAAUUAACAGCGACAGUCAACACGUUUCAUCUCACUUCGCUGAUUAGUAGACCAAUCGGCAACGUGUGAUGCUGAACUUUUACACAUUUAAUUACUGCAGUUCUGCUUUCUGUGAUGAUGCAGAGUGAAGGAGCUGCUGUACAGGCUGGUGAGAAAAUGAUACGCUCUUUGCUAGAGAUAACGCUCAAUCAUUACAGAAGCAUGAUUGUUUUCGUCUGCAUAUGGCAAAACUCCCCUUUAGGAAACACGGCACAAAAUAUAGCCAUCUUUGAUGUAACUAUUUUGAUCUCAUUUUUUUGAUAGUAUAUCUCACAAGGGAAGGCUGAAUUAGAUUAUAAAUGCAGGGAAAGAAAAAGAGGCCAUACCUGCCUUCCCAAAAAAAGUCAGACUACUCCCCCUUCCACUUCCUCCCUGUUUCUGACCACCCCUCCUCCCUAAUCAUUUUCGUACAGUCCCUUACUCCGGUGUUUAUAAAGUCGUGCCAACUGGAAAUCUGAAGUCUAAAGCAUUGCUGCUGCAGUAGCUACCACAUUGAGCUGCUAUGUGUUGGCUUGCAUUGUCUAGUAUUGGUGUGUUUUUUUGUUUUUUUUUUUGUUUUUUUGACAUUGUUACAAUAUUUUUUUGUACUAAACUUACCUGCUGAUAAGUACCCAUCAGUACACAUUUGACUUAAACAAUCAAAAUUGUGAUAAAAAACACAGUUUGCUGCUGUUGAUGAUUUCAGCUCCUUUUGUUUUGUUAUUACAUGAGUUUGUAUUUUCUCAGUUUGUGUUCUUUCCAAAGAUGAUUCUCUGUUACGUUACAGAUGUUUUCUGAAUCUAAAUUAAAAUGUCAUAGUAGUGUCUUACCACAAAGGGGUAAAUAUCUCAAAUGGAAAUUUCCAGAACACAGAAUAAAGCAUUUUUUCUACAACA